AGAAAAACAAAUAUGGCGGCCUCCGGAGUGGAUGAAGUAGCUAACGGAAUAAUUCCUUCAGCUCAGACUCCCAACACCACCACCUCUAAUCAAAAUCAAGUGGAACAAAAGACAGCUGGUGUACCACUCAGUGAUUUGGUUUUACAAUUAGAAGAUUUCCCUCCCACGAUUCCUGAUUCUGUAACAGCUUAUUAUUUGAAUAAAUCUGGUUUUGAUUCAUCAGAUCCAAGAGUAAUCAGACUGGUUUCUUUAGCAGCUCAAAAGUUUAUAUCUGACAUUGCAAAUGAUGCUUUACAGCAUUGUAAAAUGAAAGCUUCAGGUCAAAGUUCAAAGAAACAAGGAAAGGAUAAGAAGAUAACAUUAACAAUGGAUGAUCUUACCCCAGCUCUUGCUGAAUAUGGUAUUAAUGUUAAAAAACCCAGUUAUUUUCUUUGAAGAAACAAACAAUUUUUUAUUUCUAGAAGAAAGCAUUUAGAAAUGUAUAAAGAUUGAUUCUAUCUUAUAUUGUUCAUAUAUAACACUUGUAGCUGAUAGUCCUUGAUUGCAGAUCAACUGAAAGUUUGGAAAUACCUGCUUUAUUUUGAUUUGUCAGAGUUCAUAUUACAUUAAGUUCAUGUGUCAUGCAAACACAUAGUCCCAUGAGAUUUAGUGACGUCAUAAAUUCUAACUAAUUGGUAUGGACUAUUGACAUGCAACAAAGUUGUAUUACUUUUGAACAGAUAAAAAAAAGUUCUUCCUAAUCAGGAUUAUCUGAAAUAUUGAAUCAGUAUUUAUUAGGAAAGCAUCUACAAGUAUUAUUUGUAAACAAACAUAUGCUUUUGGUUUCUUAUGAGUUUUGAAUUCCUAGUACCACCACCUUGUAUAUUUUACAUGUUUUAUCAUGGUUUUGUCAUCAUUAUCAUUUUGUAAAUAAUUCAUUUGUGAACUUGUUCUAUUAAAGAAGUAUGAAUCUGGCUC
Molecule: messenger RNA, 957 nt
Organism: Lottia gigantea (owl limpet)
Lineage: Eukaryota; Metazoa; Mollusca; Gastropoda; Lottiidae
Exons: 4
Coding region: 13-435 (140 amino acids)
Biological process (GO): transcription initiation at RNA polymerase II promoter
Cellular component (GO): SAGA complex; nucleus; transcription factor TFIID complex
Molecular function (GO): RNA polymerase II general transcription initiation factor activity; promoter-specific chromatin binding
Source: RefSeq, a predicted model, not a curated record